AUGUUACUUUCAUGGUCUGCUUCUAUUGAUUUGGCUGAACGAUAUCAAAUCUUUUUGAAUAACUGCUCAAAGUUAAUAUCUGAAGAAGAAACAUUGUUUUAUAAUUGUACUUUAUCAUGGUUUGGACCUUUUUGUCGUUUCACAUUUGAUUAUGAGCCAGAUUUGGAUUUCGAGCUCCUCGUUUAUUAUCUUUUUAAUAAGGGGCUGUCCCGCGGUAAUGUUCCAGUGGUGACAUGUUACGAACAUUUGCAUUGUCAAACGAAACUGUCAUGUUUAGAUUGGCGAGAGAUUUGUGAUGGAAAAUACGACUGUCUGGACGGUUCUGAUGAGAACAAUUGUUGGCAACUUGAAGUUAAUGAAUGUAUGGAUGAUAACUAUCGAUGUCACAAUGGUCAGUGUAUUCCAGUUGAAUUCUUGCGAGAUGGUUUAUUGAAUCCCGAUUGCUUAGACCGAACAGACGAAGGUCGAGAAACAUAUUCUUUUAUAGAAUGCGUUUUUAGUGUUGCCUUUCAUUGUGAAGAGCACAAAUGUCGAUUAGGACAAGAUGAUGAUUUUCCAUGUGGAAAUGGACAAUGUAGAGAUGAACUAUAUGGAUGUUCUAAUGGUCGUACCGGUCGUUUAUCGAAUGAUUUUUGCUCUAAUGCUACGGCUUGUUUUAUGAAAAUUUACGAUGUAGUUGAAGCUAAAUGGUGUGAAAAAUUUUGUACAGCAAUUACCUGUAUAAAAGAUAACUGCCCAAUACUAUACGAAGUUCAUUUUAUUCCUCUUCUUUUCGGACACUGUGAAAACUCAUCAAAAUGUAUUUCAAAACAACGUAUUCUUGAUGGUAUUCGGGAUUGCCCAUUUGAUGACGACGAAAAAUUUUCUCAUAGCUGUUCACUUACUGAUAUUCAUCAGCGUUUUAAUUGUUCGUCUGAUGGUGAUGAAAAAUGUUUUGCAUCAUUAGUCAUUUAUGAUCGAAAGAAAGAUUGCAAAUAUGGUGAGGAUGAGACCUCUGUAUUGCCAGAAAUAAGACAAAAACAUAUUUCGUUUCAAACAAUAUGUGAUGGAAGAACAGACUUGUUGCCUGUAUUGAUUGAUGGUCGUAAUGAAACGGAUGAGACACAAUGCCAUUACUGGUCAUGUAAUAAUACUUACAGCAGAUGUGACAAAUUUUGGUUAUGUCAAGAUGGAGCUGAUGAAAUCAAUUGUCCAUCUUCGCCUUGUCCAGCACUUCAUCAUGAAUGUGUUUUCCUAAAUGAUACAUUUCGAGUGUCAUGUUUGCCAAUUAACAGAGCAAAUAAUAGUAUUACUGACUGUUUGGGUGCAACAGAUGAACGAAAACAAUAUCAAAUAUUUGGUCAAAGUAUGAUAAGAUACUAUUUUUCUUGUUGGAAUAGUACAAAAUAUAUUGACGUGAAUUUACUUUGUGAUAAAAUAACAGACUGUCCAUUUAAUGAUGACGAAAUAUUUUGUGAGAACUUCGGACCAUUUUUGCGUCGACUUUGUUAUACGUAUCCAAAUGCCAAAUAUGCUGUUCAAAGAUUUCUCUGUGAUUUUGGUAACAUCCACUUAAAUAAAGAAACUUCUACUUUUUUCAAACUAUAUAAUUUUCCAAAUUAUCCAUUUCAAAUAACGACAAAACCUGUCUCGCCGGUACCACCAAUUUCGAUAACAGCUAGGUCAAUGCAAAACAAUGCAAUUAUCAACGUUGGAUCUUUCAACAAAUGGUUUUGUAAUCGAGGAGUACCUAUUCGUACUCGAGUAAAUAGCACUACAUCUGUGUUAUCUUGUCUUUGUCCAUCGAGUUAUUAUGGAGAUAUGUGUCAAUAUCAAAAUCAACGUGUUAGUCUCACAAUUCAAAUUCGUGUGACAUCACACUGGCGUAGUUUCUACACUUUCCUUAUUACUUUAAUCGACAAUGAGCGGAAUAUUCAGUCAUAUGAUCAAGUUGAAUAUUUACCUAUUCGAGACUGCAGAAACAAAUUCAACUUGUAUUUACUUUAUGCAACUCGACCGAAAAAUUCUUCAAUGAAUUAUUCUGUACAAAUCGAUGCCUACAACCAAUCGUCAAUGGACUAUCGAGCCAGCUGGAUUUUUCCACUACAAUUUCCAUUUCUUCCAGUUCAUCGUCUAUCUGUUUUACUACGAGUUCCCACUUCAAAUAUGGAGCCCAUACGUAAAUGCUGGCCAUCAUGCAUCCAUGGUAAAUGUUUCCAAUACGCCAAUGAUAAAAAGUCGUCAUUUUGUCAUUGUGAUUCUGGAUGGUCAGGUUCACGGUGCCACAAAAAACACACAUGUCUCUGUGCAUCAGACUCACUUUGUGUCAACAAUUCAAUAUGUUUGUGUCCUUAUGGUCGAUUUGGUUCUCGAUGUCAUCUCUUUCAGCUUUCAUGUCGUUCGGAAUUAUGCAUGAAUGGUGGACAAUGUGUAUCUAUCUCUGUACGUACUAUAUAUAAAAAUACAAUCAAGCUAAUGUGUGUUUGUCCAGAAGAAUAUGUAGGAGACCGUUGUCAAUAUCGACUCAAACGAACUGAAAUUGAUAUAUCUUUUCAUCACAAACUGCCUAUUCCAUCAUCAUUAUUAAUCCAUUUUAUUGCAGUUCACAACAACAAAAAGCCCAACAGAACAAGUAUUAUGAAAAAAAUUGCAUUUGAUCAAUAUUUAUUAACUGUCUACACGUCCGUCUGGUUUAACAUUGCUUUUGCACAAAUGCUUGAUAAUUACUAUCUGCUUAUUCUUCAGGAACAAAUGAUCGCUUUCGCACAGAUAUCCACUCAACUUAUUCCUUCUCAUCGAUGUCAAUCUCUUCGUGAAUUGUUCAAUGACUCAUUUGCUAAUCAACAUUUAUUGAAACGCAUAAAAUAUUACCAUAUUCCAUGUCGAGAACAGCAUAACUUAGUUUGUUUCUAUGAUGAUGUUCAUUUCUGUUUAUGUACACUAGAUCGGCAUACCGAUUGUUUUGAAUUUGAUCACAACAUGACUUAUGAUUGUAGAGAAUAUAACUAUUGUGAAAACGAAGGCCAUUGCUUUCAAGAUAAUCCGAAAUGUCCAACAUCUUUGACUUGUGGUUGUCGUCAGUGUUAUUUUGGAUCCAGAUGCCAGUUUUCUACUAAAGGAUCAAUCCUUUCAUUGGAUACUAUUUUAGGCUAUCAUCUUAAAUCAUCUAUACACAUUCCUCAACAACCGGUGAUUGUAAAAGUGUCAAUAGGAAUAAUCACAUUAAUGUUCGCUUUUGGUUUUAUGAACAGUUUUCUCUCGUUUCAGACAUUUCGAGAAAGAAAAGCACGUGAUGUGGGUUGCGCUAUUCCUCGUCUGAUUAUUUCAUUUUUAUCAGGAUGUAUGAAAUCGGCUCGAGAUGCUUGGUUCUAUCUGAUUGGUUAUUUUAUCUCCUUCAUUCCAUCGAUGAUGUCGUUUGUGAUAUUUGUUCUACCUUCCAGUAUGUACAAGAAAAUAUUUGAUCAAUCCAUGGAACGUCUUUGGCGACGAUAG
Adineta steineri is the source of this 3471-nucleotide messenger RNA. The record is from the annotation of a GenBank genome assembly. NCBI's taxonomy places the organism in Eukaryota, Metazoa, Rotifera, Eurotatoria, Adinetida, Adinetidae.